AUGGCAGAAAUCAGCCACCAUAACCUGACGUCAAAUCAACACACCACGUGCAAACAUCGACCUGAUAUAGACAUUACUUGCAAACAUCGACCAGACACCAACAUCACCUGCAAACAUCGAUCAGACACCGAUAUCAACUGCAAACAUCGGUCAGAUAAAGACACCAUAUGCAAACAUCAACCUGAUAUAGACACCACCAGCAAACAUCGACCUGAUAUAGAAACCACCAGCAAACAUCGACAAGAUACCGACAUCACCUGCAAAUAUCGACAAGAUACCGACAUCAGUUGGAAACAUCGACAAGAUGUAGACAUCAUCUGCAAACAUCGACCUGAUUUAGACAUCACCAGCAAAUAUCGACCAGAUAUAGACUUCACCAGAAAAUAUCGACAAUAUACCGACAUCACCUGCAAACAUCGACCUGAUAUUGACAUCACCAACAAAUAUCGACAAGAUACCGACAUCACCAGCAAAUAUCGACAAGAUACCGACAUCACCUUCAAACAUCGACCAGAUAUAGACACCACCAGCAAGUAUCGACAAGAUAUAGACAUCACCGGCAAAUAUCGACAAGAUAUAGACACCACCAGCAAACUUCGACAAGAUAUAGACACCACCAGCAAACAUCGACAAGAUAAAGACACCACCAGCAAACAUCGACAAGAUACCGACACCACCAGCAUACAUCGACAAGAUAUAGACACCACCAGCAAAUAUCGACAAGAUAUAGACAUCACCGGCAAUUUUUUUGAUGCAUGA
Messenger RNA from Mya arenaria, 759 nucleotides. RefSeq names its product clumping factor A-like. The transcript has 2 exons. The coding region runs from base 1 to 759 and encodes 252 amino acids. The record is from RefSeq and is a predicted model, not a curated record. NCBI's taxonomy places the organism in Eukaryota, Metazoa, Mollusca, Bivalvia, Myida, Myidae.